UUUUGGGUGGGGUCCUCACCAUCGUCCACGUGCCGAAAGUCUUCUCUCUCUGUUGUGCUUUCUUCUCCGGCGACGGCAAUGGUGGUCGCUGUAGCAGAACCGUGCUCGGUUCUCCAUUUCUUGGUUCAGUGUGGCCGUGGGUUUUUCUCGUGGAAAAUCCAUUUGCAUCAAAGUUGUUUCGGCCUUGAAGAUUCAUAUGUUAAACGAGGAAAGAACAGGGCAGGGUAGAACGGGGUGGGGGCAGUGGCAGAUAGUGAAUAAUCCCUUGUUUCUCACCACUUGCCAUUCCUAGUUUGAAAUCCCAGUUGUUUUGUGCAUGAUUCAAGCUCAAUGAAGCAAUAUGCUGAUUCAAUCCAAAUGAUACCAGAGUCCAGCAAUAGCUUAGUUGAAUCUUGUGUUCUGCUCCCUUAACAUGACCCCUCCCUCAUCUCCCCAAAUGCAAUUACCAACAGUUUCAUGGCUUGGCGCUAUUUCUUCCUGGACAGUAUUUCUAGUCUCAAAAUGAAACCCUCCAAAACCCUGACCUUACCAAUCUCUGCAUCUCAUUCUCUUCCUUGGAACCCUAAUCUUGAUCUGGUUAAACUCUAUCUUCCCCGCUUUAUUUCUCCAUUUUCCACCUCCUUCCUUCCCACUAAAUCCCCUAAAAAGUUUAAGAAGAAAGGCAAGAAGAAAGAGAGCCCUCGAACCAAACUCAUCCAAACCGAGGCCAAUCGUAUUUCUUACUUGGAACACAUUGUCAAACGCGAUAUUGAGUUCAAGUUUCUCAUCAAGUCUAAACAAUUCCUAUCCAAGCAACCUGAACACGUGCUACGCCUUGAUGAUGCUGGCAAGCUAUACCAUGAAUUGGGAUUUCCCCGUGGUCGGAAGGUUUCCUGCUCAAUUGGGCGCCAUCCUCUGAUUUUUGAGACUUAUAGGCACACUGAUGGGAAAAUGUGGUUUGGCUCGGCGGAGUUUAUGGAAGAGUUGCUUUCUGAAGAGCAAUCAAUCAUGGAUGCCAUGGAGAUGGAUCGUGUAGAUAAAGGCAUUUUGUCAUUGGCCGUGUAAAAAAUGGCUUGAUUUGAGAGACGAAAGGUCAGCCUCUUGAUACAGGGAUACUUGUGGUGGACGUCAAAUGAAAAUAUUUGCCAUGUAACCUCGCAAGCUAAGAUGUUUCUACAAUUAAGGUAACACGAGAUCUCAUCAAAAUCACGUCGUGAGCUACUAGGCUUAUCAUUGUGAUAUAGCCUUGGGAUGAUAUAGUCAUGGCCCUUACUAAUUUAUUUGAACAAAUACUUGAUAGCUCUUGACUGGUUUGUCUUUUCGACAUUUAAGCGACCUUGGAAGAGCCACAGCAAUUGAGCAUUGUACAGCACGACAUAUUUGUUGUUCAACAAAAUUCCUUUCUUUGUUGUUGUUCUACUA
Molecule: messenger RNA, 1401 nt
Organism: Neltuma alba
Lineage: Eukaryota; Viridiplantae; Streptophyta; Magnoliopsida; Fabales; Fabaceae
Exons: 3
Coding region: 457-1044 (195 amino acids)
Molecular function (GO): RNA binding
Source: RefSeq, a predicted model, not a curated record